ACGAGGGAGUCCGGCGGACUGCUGGUGCGGGCAGGGCGCGCCCGGCGGGCUCCGGGCACACGCGCCUCACCUGGGCGAGGCCGGGCGCGCAGGCGCUCAGUGCCGGGGCCGCGGCCGGGCGUCUCAGCCCCACGCCCGCAAGAGUUGGACAGUUCCGGGGCCGCGCUGCGCCCAGCUGUCGCCGGCGCCACCGCCGCCGCUGUCGCGGCUGCCACGGUCCGGGCUGCAGCAGAUCGCGGGAGAGCGUCUGCGCGAAGCCCCGGUGCAGCCCUGGCGGGACCGCCGCAACCGCCCGAGCGCGAGCAACAGCUUCCCGGCUGGAGGAGCCACUGCCCAACGCGCCCGCGGCCCGCGCGCCGAGGUAUGAAGUACUCCUUAAGCCUUGACAACCACCUUGAAGAUGGAAUUAUGAAUAUGGCAGCUUUUCUACGGGGCUUUGAAGAAAGGGGGAUUAAGACUGACAGGCCUGAGGACCAGUUAAGUAAAGAGAAAAAGAAAAUUCUGUUCUCCUUCUGUGAGGUGUGCAACAUCCAGCUGAACUCUGCAGCCCAGGCCCAGGUCCAUUACAACGGCAAAUCCCAUCGCAAGCGAGUGAAGCAGCUGAGCGAUGGGCAGCCCCCGCUCCCAGCCCAGGGCUCGGGGCCACUGCUGGCCAGCCCCAGCACCAACACCAGCACAGGCAGUACAUGCCAUACUACUACCCUUCCUGCUCUUGUGCGCACACCUACCCUGAUGAUGCAGCCUUCACUGGAUAUCAAACCAUUUAUGUCUUUUCCAGUGGACGGUAGUUCUGCUGUUGGGCUCUUUCCCAACUUUAACACAAAAAGAAGAGGCUUAUUUGGGACCAAUAAAUUCUGCCAGAUGGAUCCUGUGCAAAAAGCAGUCAUUAACCACACAUUUGGAGUAUCCAUUCCCCCAAAGAAGAAACAAGUUAUUUCUUGUAAUGUCUGUCAACUUCGCUUUAAUUCAGAUAGCCAGGCCGAGGCCCACUACAAAGGAAGUAAACAUGCCAAGAAGGUCAAAGCACUAGAGGCAACGAAAAAUAAACCCAAAAUGGUUUCUUCCAAGGACAGCGCAAAGGCUAAUCCCAGCUGCUCCAUCACUCCAAUCACAGGCAACAGCUCUGACAAAUCAGAAGAUAAAGGAAAGUUGAAGGCCAACAGUUCCAGUCAGCCCUCAGGCUCUGAAGGUGGCUCAUUUCUCCUCAAAUCUGGCACAACUGCCCUGCCACCUGGGGUAGCUACUUCGCCCUCCAAGAGCACAAAUGGAGCACCAGGGUCUGUUGCUGAAUCAGAAGAAGAAAAAGCCAAAAAACUGCUCUAUUGUUCACUAUGCAAAGUGGCCGUGAACUCCCUAUCACAGCUAGAGGCACACAACACAGGAUCUAAACACAAGACCAUGGUUGAGGCACGUAAUGGAGCUGGUCCAAUUAAGUCCUAUCCUCGACCUGGAUCAAGAUUAAAGAUGCAGAAUGGCAGUAAGGGAUCAGGACUACAGAACAAGACAUUUCAUUGUGAAAUCUGUGACGUUCAUGUUAACUCAGAAAUUCAACUCAAACAGCACAUUUCUAGCCGGAGGCAUAAAGAUCGAGUUGCUGGGAAACCACUGAAGCCGAAAUACAGCCCUUACAACAAACUCCAGCGGAGUCCAAGCAUCUUAGCAGCAAAACUUGCAUUCCAGAAAGAUAUGAUGAAACCUUUGGCCCCAGCCUUCCUCUCCUCGCCCCUGGCGGCCGCAGCGGCUGUGUCCUCUGCGCUGUCACUGCCACCCCGGCCAUCUGCCUCGCUCUUCCAGGCACCAGCCAUCCCUCCAGCUCUCCUGAGGCCAGGACAUGGGCCUAUCCGCGCCACUCCUGCCUCCAUCCUGUUUGCCCCAUACUGACAUCUACAAGCCCCAAGACCAUCCAGGCCAGUAGGAAAGUCCAGAAGCCAAGCCAAAAGGAUUUCAGCAACUUGAGCAUUUUGUGUUGCCGUAAGUACCCCACCUACCCACCAAAUGCAGCCCACCACCUCAAGCCCCAGCUCCAGUGAAAAACAAAUCACUAGAUUCAAGAGUGCUUUUAUGGACCCAUGUAAUAAUUUCCGAAUGUGAGCAGCACAGUCUCCCUGUUCCCUCCCCCACUCUACCCCAUUUAAUUGAUGUAUCUGAGAAAUCUGGGUGUUGGAAAAUGUAUUGGUCAGAAAGCAAAGAAAAAGAAAACCAGUCUGUAUUUUCCUUUGGGUAUGAUCAGGCUUAGAAACAAUAUGGAAUAUUUUCCUGACAGACUUGAAAACUAGGAUCUUCCUCAGAUGUCUGUAAAUAGCUCUGGAAUCCAACCGGGCAUAUUCUAUUGUGGAAGAAAAAUAGAACACAAGUGUUUACUUGUGAAUACCAUAUUACCAACGGAUCACGUUUUCUUUUUGGUGUACUCUCGUCGACAGGGAUUGUGUACUGUUUUAGACCCAAGUACUGUUGUAUCCUGUGUAGUACUAGAUCGUAUCUCUUGUCUGAUUUCAACAUUUUUAGUUGCUGUGUAAAUGUUAGGAAGCAAAAUAGCUUUGAAUUUUCUCUGUAAGAGAACAAAAGAUAAUGUAUUUUCUUUAUUUCACAUUUUAUUUGGAGAUAUUUAAACAAAAUAGAAAGCCAUAUAACAUAGCUAUAAUUACUACCUGUUUGCUAUUUUUGUCUAACUUAUUUUGUAGCUUCCUCACCGGUUUGAGUUGCUAAGCAAAUAUAUACAAACACAAAAAGAGCUUCCUAAAUUGCACAUUUUGGCACCUCCUGUGCAUUCUGCAAGAAGACAAUGAAUCCAUGUAUUUCUACGUAAUUAUCUUCAUUUUUAACCUGUUUUCAUUUGUAAUGAUGCUACAUAAUUUUGUGGCUCCCUAAUGCAAUAAUGUACAGAAGAUAUAAAAUUUAUAAUUGAACAAUUUGUCUUUCUGUUCACUGAAUAUGUUGCAGGUCAUGCUCCCAUGCCCCCCUUUCAAAGUUGAUAUCAACAAGACUAGGAUGUUUGUGAUAUCAGGGGCAAGAAGUACAAAUCAACAAAAUAGUGAACUCUUUUAGAGUAUCUAUAUCUGCAAUCUGUAAAUGGUAAAAUGUCUGUGUAUUUUUUUAAAUGUACCUUUUCAAUAAAAGCAACAAAA
Molecule: messenger RNA, 3125 nt
Organism: Sciurus carolinensis (gray squirrel)
Lineage: Eukaryota; Metazoa; Chordata; Mammalia; Rodentia; Sciuridae
Gene: Znf385b
Product: zinc finger protein 385B
Exons: 10
Coding region: 364-1881 (505 amino acids)
Cellular component (GO): nucleus
Molecular function (GO): zinc ion binding; nucleic acid binding
Source: RefSeq, a predicted model, not a curated record